This is a messenger RNA of Rhizophagus irregularis DAOM 181602=DAOM 197198, 932 nucleotides long. The record is from RefSeq and is a predicted model, not a curated record. NCBI's taxonomy places the organism in Eukaryota, Fungi, Glomeromycota, Glomeromycetes, Glomerales, Glomeraceae.
UGGGAAUAUCAUACAAGUGUUUUAAGUUCGAAUGAUAUUAUAUAUUUUUAUGGAUUUACAAAAGAUCCAAACACUUCAAAAUAUAUGGUAGUAAUGGAUUAUGCAAAUAAGGGUAAUUUAAGAGAAAAUUUAACAAGAAUAGUUGAAAAUAAUUGGAAUCAAAAAUUAUAUAUGUUGUACGAAAUUAUUUCUGGACUUAGUGAGAUGCAUGGAAAGAAUCUUAUUCAUUGUGAUUUUCAUGAUGGCAAUAUUUUAAAUCAUAAUGAUGAGAAUAAGGAUAAAAUUUAUAUUAGUGAUUUAGGAUUAUGUCAACCUGUAAAAUCGUUAUUGAGUAAGUAUGAUAUUUAUGGUGUUAUACCAUUCAUGGCUCCUGAAGUUUUAAGAGGCAAAUCUUAUACUUCAGCUAGUGAUAUAUAUAGUUUUUCUAUGAUUAUGUGGGAACUUACAUCUGGAGUAUCACCAUUUAAUGAUAGAGCACAUGAUAUUCAACUUAGUUUAAGUAUUUGUAAAGGUGAACGUCCUAAAAUUAUUGAAAAUACUCCACAAUGUUAUGUAGAUUUAAUGAAAAAAUGUUGGAAUGAGGAUCCAUUAAAAAGACCAUCUUCUAAAGAAGUAUUAAAAAUUAUUGAAAAAUGGAUUUUCCGUUCUUAUGAAAUUUAUGAUGUCAGUGGGGAAAUAAAAAGCAACAUUAUGGAAUUUAUAAAUGCACCAAUUGUACAUAACAAUCUUGCUACUAAAUCUCAUCCCAAAGCAUGUUAUACAAGUCGCUUACUUGAUUUUACUAGUAAAACAUUGAAUGAUAUUUUUGAAGAUUCACAAGCAUAUCAUGCAAGAAAAUUAACUAAUUGUUUAUGUUUUUAAAUACUUGAUGUCAUACAUUCAACAAAGAUUGUUCUUUAUUUUAUUCUUUUUGGAUUUAUUUAAACACUAAG